Molecule: messenger RNA, 360 nt
Organism: Linum tenue
Lineage: Eukaryota; Viridiplantae; Streptophyta; Magnoliopsida; Malpighiales; Linaceae
Source: the annotation of a GenBank genome assembly
UCUUGGUUAUAUGAUCUGCAGGGGAAAGGACUUUCUGGUAGAGAAUGUGAGAUCUGCGAUUUCUUUGUUUACCUUCGACAGUAUGGAUGUGGGACUGCCUCAUUGAAUGUUACUGUGGCUGCUUCAAUUGUUCUUCACAAUUUUGGAGUUUGGGCGGGGUUUUCUGAGCGGAGUCGGGAUGGGAACAAGUUUGUUGUUGCUGAGAGAGACAUGAGAAGCAGGUUAGAUACAGUGCCGAAACAGAAGAAGCGAUCAUUGAAGAGAGGAAGUGCAGAAGGGAGAAUCCAGCUAAUGAUGGGUUGUUCUUUGCGGUGGAUGAAGAGGGUGCAUCUGCUAACCUUCUGGAUGCCUUGUUUAUAG